Molecule: messenger RNA, 3376 nt
Organism: Pararge aegeria (speckled wood butterfly)
Lineage: Eukaryota; Metazoa; Arthropoda; Insecta; Lepidoptera; Nymphalidae
Gene: Rrp5
Product: protein RRP5 homolog
Exons: 20
Coding region: 124-3351 (1075 amino acids)
Biological process (GO): rRNA processing
Cellular component (GO): nucleolus; small-subunit processome; nucleus
Molecular function (GO): RNA binding; protein binding
Source: RefSeq, a predicted model, not a curated record
AAAAUUCAUGCCUGGUUCAGCUGUGAUAAAUUUGAAUUGUUGGCGAAGUAAAUCGUACCCAAUUGGUACUGGCUUGCAUUAAAAAAAAAAAAUGUGUAUUUAUUUGAUUUAGUUUUAUAAAAAAUGGCUGACACUGAAGACUACUUUCCCCGAGGGGGUAAGAAACCGACAACAACAUACUUUAAGCAAAAUGAGAACUUUUUAGGAGGCACUGAAAAAGGGGAACGGAAGAAAAAGAAAUUAAAGAAAAGGUCUGAAGAGGAUGAUGGAGAUUUAUCUGAUGAAUUGGUUCAGGAGGUGGAUCAAUCAUACAAAAUCUGCGGGAUUUGGUUGAAUUAUAAGGUUGUUAAAGAAGGGCAGUUACUGCUUGGCAGGGUCCGCCAAGUCAAAGAGACUAGCAUCCACAUAUGCCUCCCAUGUCGCACCCAGGGAAUUGUCAUGGCAUGUCAUAUAAGUGAAGCAUAUAAUAAAAUGUUGGAAGCAUUUAUCAAUGAUCAGAUCGAAAAAGUGUGUGAACUACCGCAGAUGUUCCGCCCGGGACAAUAUGUAGCGGUAAAGAUUCUAGAAGUGCAGGACAAUAAUCUCAUGCUAUCCAUGAUGCCUCAGCAUAUUAACAGUGCAAGGACUUUCGCUGACUUGCAUAAAGGUGCUCUUCUUCAGGCAGCAGUUUCAUCAGUGGAAGACCACGGCUACGUGAUGGACAUUGGCAUUCCCAAUGCAAGGGCGUUUUUACCAAUAGGCUCUACUAACCCGGAGAUAGAACUUGACGUAGGCGUGUUGACUUGGGUGGCCGUCCGGGAGCUGUCUGCGGAGAGUGGGGUGGUGACGCUCAACAGUGAGCUCGAAGGGCUGCAGAAGGCGGUGCAGAGGAAACCAGCUGCCCUGCUGCCGGGCACCGCUUUGGAGUUCACUGUGGAUAAGCCUCUAGACAAUGGGAUAGAGGGGCACAUAUUAGACAACAAAACGGCGUAUAUUCAAAGAAAUCAAGUUGAUACUGUGAGAGGGAAAAAGCCCGGUCUAGGACAUAAGAUAAGGGCGCGAUUACUUUACAUGGUACAGCCUAACAACAUCCCAUUCCUGACUAUGAAAAAUAUCUUCGAAACCACUUACCCCGACUUGGCGCAAGAGCAGAAGUUCAAUAACGGAGACAUCAUAGAGGAAGCUAAGGUGAUAAAAAUAGUGGGUCGAUCAAUACACUUCAAGUUGGGAGAAGGUAGCUUAGGCCAGCUCAGUCUGCGCAGGGUUACCAUCCACGAAGACCUCACUGAUGAGCAGGUCUUGCUUAAAUCUUAUCCAAUUGGCAGCACUCACAAAGUGCGGAUACUAAGCUACAAUUUAUCAGACUACGUAUACUCGGUUAGCGAUGACCCGACUUUGCUCGCUCAGAAGUAUUUCAACCUGUCACAGCUUCAUAUAGGUGAUGAGGUGGUGGCUACCAUCACGGCGGUCGCUGAUAAUAUACUUAACGUAACAGUAGGGAGAAUUAAUGGUAUUGUACCUCAACUGCACAUGUCAGAAACGGGCAUCGUUGUUGAUCCCAAAAAGGCAAGCAAUUCUAAGUUACCAAAGAAGAAAUUCAAGGUGGAUCAGGAAGUUAAAGCCAGAGUGUUGUGUAUGGAUUUUGAUAAGCAACGUGUGAUACUGACGCUGAAACCUUCGCUGUUGGAUCAGGAGCUUGAAAUCUUGCAGAGCUACGACACCGCUGCAGUGGGAAAAGCCUAUAAGGGUGUCAUUGUGACUAUCAAAGAAUAUCUUCUAGUAUCCUUCUUCAAUAACGUAGUGGCAGUGAUACCAAAAAUUUUUGUAUCCACUGCACCGCUGGACAACCUCACUGAGGCGUUUCAUCUUGGACAAAUACUAAAAUGCACCAUCAUAUCCGUAAAACCGGAAGAAAAAAAAAUGUGUGGCAGUCUUACCAAGGCACCAUUUACACCAUCCGAGAAACAGAGUAAAACUACAAAACGUAAAAUUGAAGAUCCAGGAGUUGUAGGCAAAAAGCAAAAAACCGAUCAUUCGAUAGAGAUUAAGAAAAAACCGACAAAAAAAGACAUUAAAUCAAAUAAUGAUAGAAAAGAAGUGGAUAUCGCAGAAUCAAAAGAGGAUAUCAAAAAGAAAAAAAGGUCAAAUAAAGAAUUUAAAGAAGAACAAGUGGACGAAAACAAUGAAAAUGUUGAAAUUGACACAGAAGAAAAGAAUAGUAAAAAGAAAAAGAAAAGUAAAAAUAAAAUUGAUGACGAAACACAUACUAAAAAUAAUAAAAAUAAAGAAGAAAAUGAGAAAAAUAUAGAACGGGUAAAGGAUGUGAAGGUGUUGACUAAUAUGCAGCCGGCAGUGGAAUUGCCCAGUGCUAAGGACUUUUGGUCGUUAGAUACGGAUGUCAUAGCAGAUAAGACAAAAGAUGUAGAAUCGAGUAGCAGUGAAGAAGAGGAAGAAGAUAAGCCCAAAAAGAAACGCAAGAAGCUCACUGUCGCAGAAAAGGCGACUAAAGCAAGAGAAGAAGAAGAGAGGAUAAGAGAGAUGGAGAAAAGAGCGAUAGAGAGCGAGAACGCACCUCGAUCCAGCGACCAAUUCGAAAGGGCUUUACUCGCUCAGCCAGAUUGCAGUCAGCUUUGGAUCGCAUACAUGGCAUUCCAUCUGCAGGCAACCGAGAUCGAUAAGGCGCGUGCGGUUGGACGCAAAGCUCUUAACACCAUCAAUUUUCGAGAAGAAGGAGAGAAGCUUAACGUUUGGCUAGCGUUGCUGAACCUCGAACAUCGCUUCGGGAAUAAGGAAAGUCAACAAAAAACUCUCGAGGACGCCCUCCAAAUGAACGACACGUACGAAAUCCACUCGAAACUCCUGGACAUUUUGGUGGACACCAGCAAACCACAGGAGUUGGUUGCGCUGGUGGAGCUGAUGAUGCGCAAGUACAGGAAGCGAGCGGGUGCGUACACGGCGUGCGGGGAGGCGUGCUUCAAGGCCGCGCUGCUGGAUAAAGCGAGACAGGUUAUGCAGAAGGGGAUCGCUGCGUUCGAGAGGAAAGAACAUGUAUCGCUGCUGGUUCGGUUCGCGCAACUGGAAAGAUCGCACGGCGAUCGCGAGCGCUCGGAGGCCCUGUUCGAGCAAGUGCUGGCGGUGUACCCCCAGCGGGUGGACGUGUGCUCGGCGUACCUGGAUAUACUGCUCAAAGCGAAAGACAUAGAACGCGUGAGGCAGUUGAUGGAGCGAAUGACGUCACUGCAGCUACCGGCUCGCAAGAUGAAAGUGCUGUACAAGAAGUGGAUCGAGGUGGAGACGAAGAUUGGCGACGCGGCCCACGUGGAGAGCAUACGACAGCGCGCGAUUCAGUUCAUCGACAAAGCGAAGUUCUGAUAUAUUAAAUGAAUUAACAAUGUUA